This is a messenger RNA of Rotaria socialis, 1155 nucleotides long. The record is from the annotation of a GenBank genome assembly. NCBI's taxonomy places the organism in Eukaryota, Metazoa, Rotifera, Eurotatoria, Philodinida, Philodinidae.
AUGGCCAUAAGUGGCUUUAUGCCAGCAUGGAUGAAAAUUUCCAGUUCAGAUAAAUCAAAUGGUAAUCAGAAAUUGAAUAUCGAUCGAUCAAGUAAUAACAAUGAUAAACGUCAAUUACAAAAUGAAAUCAAUGCAUCGAUAUUAAAAGGACAAUAUCAAAAAAACUCCAAUGAACAACAAUCAUCAAUAGAUUUAGAUGAACAAUCAGAAAAUUUCUUUUCGUUUCAAUCUCGUCGUUCAUUUAGCCGAGAACGAUUAUUAAAUUCAUUUUCAAAAAAAGGUUCUGAAUUCAAUGCAAACGAUCAUUCAUAUACGUCAAAUAAUCGUUCAUUGUUAAAUUCAAACACAAAUCGUCAACGCCGUUUACAUUCCACAUCAACAUUGUCCUACAACAAUGGUCAUAUAUCAACAGACAAUCAUAAUAAUUUAACAAAUGGCAUUACUUUAGAACAUCUACCAAAUGGUAAACACGAAGGAAAGCAUUGCGAUCCAACAACAAAAACUGACGAAAAUAAAUUUGAUCAAAUUGAAAAAGAUUUUCCAUCGCUAAAUGGACGUGAUUCGUCACUAAAUAAUAAAGAACAAUCGUCAAUAUGGAAUAAUGCCUCGUCUAAAUUUCGCAUUUCAAAUCAUGGAAAAUUUUCUCAUUCAUUUGGAUCAGAUUGUCUUACAACACGACGUGACCAUUUAUUAAGCACACCAAAUAAUUUAAAUACAAAUACUCGAAAUAUGAUUCAUGAUUUACACACAAGUUAUAUAACACACACAAAAAAUUUAGAUAAACGUAAUUUUCUAAAUUCCUUAAAAAAUAAUUCCAAUAAUGAAAAUAAACAUCCUUUAAAUGAAACAUCUAAAACCAUUGGAAAUUUGAAACCAACAAAAGAUUCUUUAUCAUUAUCAACUGUACCUGAGACACCAGAGGAAAAAGAUUUAUUAAUACGUAUGGGCUGGAAUAAUGAUAUGGCCUAUGAAAUAACAGAUAAAGAUAAAGAAGAAUAUGAAAAACGGAUCAAAAUGUUACCAAAAAUAGAUAAUCGAUCGGCAACACUGAUAAAAGCGUUACAUCGUCGUUCAUUACCAUGUGUUAACAUUCGAGAUCUACUUCAACUUGAAACGAUUGGUUCAACAUCGGAUGAUGAUAGUUCAGAAGAAUAA